CGAUAAAUUGGUAUUGUAGAGUCGCCGUGUACAUAUUCAUAUCGGAUAUCGAAUGCUGGAUAGAACGAAGCCAGAGCUGAGUGAGAAGAACUGCUAGUUCGGCACGCUGCUGCUCAAUAAUGGCACACAGGAAGCUGGCUUUAUUUAGAAAAACCCAGCUGUUGAGUUUAUACUAGCAAGCAGUCUGGUUGGUUUUCAAGAGCUUGGAGUAUGGAAGGAAGGAUGUUUGUCUUUUGUAAAUGUUAGGCUUGCUUAAUCCAGUAGCUCCAUAAAAGUGUCGAAUGUAAUUUCACUGGUAGUAAGCUAUAUCGAGUGUAAGUGAAAUAUCGAAGACUGGAUAAUUCGUUCGUUAAGCCUAUGCGUAGUUGUAUAAUGGGAUAGUACACUCUUAAAUUUUCUUUAUUGAUAUCAUGCCUAGGUACUAGUAGUGUAAUGACUGUGUUAGUAGUUUAUUAGUCAGUGUGUGCCAAGCUAAACGUCCAUAGAAUUACAACGGCGUUUUAUGUGUUUAUGUUUAUGAUCAAGUUAAAGCCAUUUUACUAUAUGAUUUAGUUCAUCGUAUUUUAAAUGGGUAAAUCUAACAUUAACAUGGAGUGUAUUGAAGAGCAUCAUGAUGCUACUACUCCAGUCAUCAUUGUAAAUAAUCUUAUCAAUCAGGCACCGAAGACAUGGAACUCUACCGAAGAUGUAGGGAAACAUUGUUAUAGAAAAAACUUUCUUAGUAGUAGUUGCUGUUGGUUAUUACUAUAUUUAUUUAUCAUACUAUUUGGAUAUGUAUCCCCGACUCCUUUACGAGCUUCAGAAAAACAUUAUAGACAACUUCAAGCACAUGGUUUGGAAUAUUUACGAAAAUUCGGCUAUUUGUCUGGUGCUAGUCAGGAGACCGGCAACUUGAUGUCAAUGGAAGAUAUGUCGGAUCAAAUUAAAAGAUUACAAAGAUUAGGACAGAUUCCACAGACAGGUGUGAUAGAUAGAAGAACACAAGAAUUGAUGCAGAGACCUCGAUGUGGUAACAGUGAUAACAAUAUAACAUUUGGUCAUCGUAAAAAAAGAUACACUCUAGCUCCAACUAAAUGGGAGAAGAAAAACCUUACUUUUAGGAUAGUGAACUAUUCGCCAGAUUUACCACUACAUAAUAUUAGAAAUGUUAUAUAUGGCGCAUUUCAAGUGUGGAGUGAUGUAACUAAAUUAACAUUUACUGAAAUAAUGAAUGGUGAAGCUGAUAUCAUGAUACAAUUCGCCAGUAGAUAUCAUCAAGAUGGUUACCCUUUUGAUGGAAAAGGGAUGAUCUUAGCUCAUGCGUUCUUCCCUGGUAGUGGUCGUGGUGGCGACACACAUUUUGAUGACGAUGAACGAUGGACAUUUAAUUCGUCAGAUGGUGUUGACCUUUUUAUGGUGGCCGCCCACGAGUUUGGUCAUGCUCUAGGCUUAGCCCAUAGUAGUGAGCCUGGUGCAUUGAUGUAUCCGUGGUAUCAGGGGUUUCAAACUAAAUUUUUACUACCAAGGGAUGAUAUAGAGGGUAUACAGAAUAUGUAUGGUCCUAAACAGGGAAUGGAAUUACCAGAUUUACCUCCAGUUAAACCCACACGACCCCCUAGAACUGAUAAUGAUGGUGAUGAUGGUUAUACUGUUAAUCCUACUGAUAGGGAUCCUAAUGGACAAGCACCAGACCCCUGUACUCAAUCUUUUGAUGCCCUUACUGUUGUUAGAAAUGAGGUUUUCUUAUUUAUUGGAAAUUGGUUUUGGCGACUUGAUUCCCGAAAUAUUGUAAGAGAUCCAAUAAAUAUUCAUCAGUUUUGGUAUGGUUUUCCUAAUGAGAUCAAACGUAUUGAUGCAGUCUUUGAAAGAAAACCAGAUGGAAAGAUUGUAUUCUUUGCUGGUGAUAAAUAUUGGGUGUUUAAUGCCAAUUAUCUCGUCUCCUCAUUCCCAACAGAAGGUCGCCCUAUUACCGAGUUCGGUAUCCCUCCAGAUGUCAAGAAAAUAGAUACAGUAUUUGUAUGGGGUUUUAAUAAUAGAACAUACCUAGUUAGUGGUGAUAUGUACUGGAAACUAGAUCAGAAUAAUACAUAUGUAGAAUAUGAUUACCCAAGAGAUAUGAGUAUAUGGAGGGGCGUACCCGUGCCAGUUGAUGCCGCUUUCAGACACAGUAAUGGUAAAACCUAUUUCUUCUACGGUCCAAACUAUUGGGAGUUUUAUGAUCUGAAAAUGAAAACCAGAGUCGGUUAUCCUAAACCCAUCGCAACGGAUUGGCUUAACUGUAAGAACGUCAAGUCAUCAUUAGUUAAUCAAGUCCAAGAUAUCUGGCAGAAGAAACCAGACAGCUCAGCCAGUCUCCAUUCUAUUAGUGCCAUAUUCAUUGCCUUUAGUUUAGUUUUAAGUCGAGUAUGGAACCAAGUUUAACCAGAUGCUACUUUAGCAUUCUGUAAUUUAUUUUUCCAAAUAAAUAAAUUCUAGUUACGGACAAAAAGUGUGAUAUACAAAAGACAUUACGACAGUUAUUGUUGUCAUGUCUUGAUAUUGUAAUUUAACGGCUGAUUUAAAGGCUGGUUUAAAGACGGGGUCUUUAGAUAGAAAAUUCUAUAUUUUUUAGAAAACUUAAGCUUCAAAGGGACCUUACCACAUAAGGUUGUAAAAAACAGUGCCUGAAAACGAAUGUAAAUGCAAGAAAGGGGAAAGUUUCUGUAUAAAACAAGUAUAUUAAAUGUCUUUAGUGACUGUCGGGUUGUGAGUUAAUAAGUAAUAAUAUGUAUAUCUGAAUUGAAAUAUAUAUAUAGUACGUUGGUCAAAGGGAAAUAUACCAUGUAAGAAAUUGCUGUGGCGAUUCGUUAAUAUUCCAGAUUUUAAGAAGAUAUUCUUUAAACAUUACACAUUAACCUAAACUUCAAUUUAACUUUAAAACAACAUUUUAAUUUUUAAACAAUUAUUAUUUUAAUUUUUGAUAUAAAAUCAAAUUUAUUUUAUUGAAACUGGUCAAUUGCAUUCCACCAAAGCUAGUACCAGAUUUUAGAAAAAAAAUUUUAUUAAGUGUAACACAAAACAAUUAUCAUCACUUAAUCAACAUUAAAUGUUAUCCCUAGUCAAUUAGGAACACCAUUAAUUAGGAUGGCUGCAUCAUGACGACCAACUUUCAAUUGUUGUAUAAAUGUGUUAAAUGUUUGUUAUUUAUUAUUUAUUUUUCUUAGUGUGUAUUACUCAUUAUUUUAGUUAAUAUAACUAAAAUAGUUUCAAGAGUCAAUUAUGUCUGGGAAUAAUAAGUUGCUGUCUUUUUUUAUUUCCUGGUCGCAAAUAUUUGAAUUAAAGGGACAGCAAUAUGAGAAGAAAUCAGAUUUUGAAUCUGGAUAAGUGCUAUAGCUUUGGGAGGAAUUGUGUCUGAAUAAAUUUAAACCUUUUAUUGAAGAUUGACAGAGAGUAACACUCAUUUGCUGUCAUUCAUAAUAUUUCAUUUUCAAUGGUUUUGUGCAAUACUUUAAGAUAUUUUUUCGAUUUCUAGUCAAAAAUGUGCCAAACAAAUUGAUUUAGAUUGAUGGCUUAAGUUGGGUAUUAUUUAGUAUUUUUUUGUUAAGGAUUAUAACCAUUACCAAUGAACCGUCCCAAUUUAAGGAAACCCAUUACACCUGGAAUCUUGUUUGUUCAGUUUUUGACAUAUGAAUGCACUUGUAAUAAUAUUUAAUAGCUGCCAUUGAUAGUAUAUCCUCACAGGUAUAUUAUACUCAUUUAAUUGCCUAUAGCAUGAGAUUUCUUUAAAAUGCAUGGUGUUACUUGACCAGAUGUAAUUUUAUCAAAACGCCAAAUUUUGAUUAGAUCAAUAUGUUUCUAUUAAUAUACAUGUAUCUGACAAAAUUUGUUUAGGUGUGUAAUCACUAAUAUGAUAGCCUACUAUCAAUAGUACUGCCUAAAUACUACUGGUUAUUAUUAUGUAAACAUAACUUUCCUAAAUAACCAACACUUUUGGUACACUAUCACUUUGUUAUCCCAUAUUGGCUUCUCGGUGAUGGGUAUGCACCAGCAAUUAAUUCUGGAAAAUUGGGGUGGCUUGGUAUCGUUUUAAUAUUUUCAAUAGCUAGGUCUACAGUUGAUAGUGGGUCGUGAGGAAUAAAUGCUUGUUUUGAUGAAAGUGUAUAUUCAUCCAGUUUAAUGUAGAAUGAAACUCUAUACUUGUUUCAAAGCAUGUUGAAGUAUUUCCGUAACAUAAACACAGUUUACAAUGAUAUAAUAAGCCUUUUGCAAAACUAUUUUCUCUUAAUAUGUAGACAUGUUGUGGCAUAUAGGCUUUGCAGAAGCAGGACACACUCUUGCUUAAUGUGUAUAGACCAUUUUAAAUAUUUAGUUUAGAUACGGGCUUCAGCACAAUAAAUUGCUCAAAUUGCCUAGACGUCCUGCCAACUACAUUAGGAAGAGCUUUAGUCAAUGGUUCCAUGUUAACUGCUCUUAAUGUAAACAUAUACACCUAUGUAUGUACAAUGUAUACCAAGUUGUUUAUUUUUCUAUGGAUUAGUUGUAUGUAUGUCAAUAUAUGUGUAUAUUAUGAUAGUAUGUUAUUAAAUAUAAUUAGAGGUGUGCAGUAGGUGCUCGUUAUUUAAUUACACAAUAAAAUGUACAUAAACAAAACAUUGGUAUGAAGAUGUGAUUUAUUAGAGUGCUUUAUUGAAAACAGAUUUUAGGAUAAACAGAAUUAUUUCCCCUUUACACUAAAGGGACUAUAAUUUAGCCUAAUAAUAUUUGCUAAGUUUGGAAUAAAAAGGGUAAUAAUAAAUACAUGAAAGUGUAUUAUAUGUAUUGUUAAGAGAUUACUAUGUUCAUUAUACAAUGCCCACCAUAGUGAGAUUGGAUAUAUUUUGCUAGACUUUGAAGAAGUCUAGCCAUUGGAGAUUAUCAGGUAUUGAAAUAGUUGCCAGAAUAUGCAGCAUUUGUCCAAAUAUUAUUUAAAUUGAUUCAUUCUAAAACAAAUUAUGGCCAUUUUGAAGUGUACAUUGAUUUCAUGCCAAUAUCUUUAUAUUUAUGGCCAUGGGGUAAAUAAAAUAAUUAUAAUUUGCAAUCUUUUCCAUGUAAGCCCAAUCUGAAAGUAGAUAUUUUAAACUUUAUGGGCUUCAUUGUAUUAAUAACAGCCUUUACAGUAAUUAAAAUAGUACAUUUUUUAACUUUUAACGAGAAAAGGGGAGGGAGAUCAGCAGCACUCUCUUAAAAGAGGUGGUAGAUCUGUGUAGCUGCUGGGUCAAACGAUGAUGCCAGCAGAGAGUGUAGAGUGACCCUUUUCAAAUGAUAAUGUUAAAUAAUCCUGUGCCGUCUUUAUACAUACAAAUAUUGUAUACUAUCACUGUAUAUAUAAAGGAGGCAUAGGAUAAUUUAAUGUUAUCAUUUGAAAAAGGGUCAUAUCACCUCUCAUUUCUGCUUAAAAUCUGUUGAGCGGGGUUUUUAUAUAUCCAUAUUUAACUUUUGUGAUAUUGUAAUGAGUCUGGCUUAUUGUCCCAUUAAAAAUAGCAAUCCCAUCUUCAGUGAUUGAACAUGGUCAAUGGCUUUGUAGAUUUCAACUCAAUAACUUGAUGUAUCAGUGUAUAGGAAUUUAUCCUCACCCAAUUCUUAGUUAUGUUAAUUUAGUAAAUUUUUAUUAUAUAAUGUAUCUUCUUUAUCUUAUGUAAUUAAAUUUAUGUAAUUUUUUUUACAUAUCCUGCUCCAAGAGUGAACCACUGCCCAAAUUAUUAACAAUAUCUUAGAUAUAGGUGACUCAAAGCUUUUUUAAAACAUUUACUCUUAAAUGACUCAAAAUAAAGUCUGUCUCAAGUCAUCUCUAUCAUAAUCUUUGUUUUAAUCGAAAUAUUUAAGUUCAUUCAUUCUUUUGACGCCGUUUACCAACCAAGUGAAAUCUAGUUUCUAAUCUUACUAAUCAUUAUUAUCUUUAUCUACUCAUAUCCAAGAUUUAAGCUUUUUUUAAAACAAAAUAAAUUUUAAAAUAUGUCAUAAUGGUUUUGUUUUAAGAAAGUAAGUCAAUAUAAAAAAAAAUAUAGCAAUUUUGUAACUCUUAUUUUAUUCUUAGCUAUCAUAAAUUUUAUAUUCUAUUAGCUUGAUUAUUAUGUUAUCAAUAUUGGUAUACCUAAAAUAAUGAUACCUUUAUACAAAUAUAUACAGUAAGUUUACCAUUUAAACUUGAAUAUUAUCAACAUAUCUUCUAUUAUUAACACAUUUUUAAUCAUAUCUUCAUCUAUAGAUUCAAUAGAACUCUUACUUUUUGAUAAUUUUAUUGGAAUAACUAUUCUUUGGGAGACAAAGAAAAAUAUGUGGAAAGAAUCUAUUGAAUCUUCCUUUAUAUAACCUGGUGCACUUGUGUAAAGAUCUUCAAACAUUAGCUGAUUUACUUGUAGCUGCUAAAAUCAAUAAUAAAACUGAUUCAGUAUAUUGGAUUGAAACUAUUUAUAAUAAAAACAAUUUUGACAGGUCGACCAAUGUUUUCAUAAAUCUGAGUUUAAUUGCCUCUUUUCUGACCCCUAUCUACUCAUUUUUGAUAGUCAAAAAGGUUGAAAGAUCUUCCCUACAAUACUCAUUUUAAAAAAUCAGCUUAUGUGCGAAGGUCUGCAUUUAUUUAUGUUCUAUGUAUUGCACCAACGUGCUAAUUGUUUGAAUGAGCGUAUGAUGUGUUUCUAAUUAUAGAAAGAAUGCUUUGCUUUGAACAGGUGAAACUUGAUUACAUGUGAUACAUUUCUUAGUUUAUUUAGAAAAAUUUAAUUAUCAUUUGGAAUUAAAAAGUGGAUAGACUGUUAAAUAAAAUAGAAAUUAAAUUGUUAAACUAUGGAUACUGGUAUGUUAUUCUGAAAUAUAAUUCUUAGUUCUAGUCAAAAUUUAAAUCACCUAUAAACAGAUCGAUAUGAGAAAUAGUAGCAAGAUUAAAAAAUGUAUAACAAGUUGAACCUAUUAUAAUAUUUCACAAUGCUACAUGUAAAAUAAAUAUUCAAAACACA
This is a messenger RNA of Patella vulgata (common limpet), 6950 nucleotides long. Its product is annotated as matrix metalloproteinase-25. The record is from RefSeq and is a predicted model, not a curated record. Lineage: Eukaryota; Metazoa; Mollusca; Gastropoda; Patellidae. The transcript has 9 exons. The coding region runs from base 568 to 2400 and encodes 610 amino acids. Gene Ontology annotation, molecular function: metalloendopeptidase activity; zinc ion binding. Gene Ontology annotation, biological process: extracellular matrix organization; proteolysis; collagen catabolic process. Gene Ontology annotation, cellular component: extracellular matrix.